ACUUUUACAAGUUCAGUUUUCUCAGUCUACUUAUUUAUACCAUUUAACAAUAGUCACGUGGUAAAUGAAUAAUAAUUUUUAAAAUCCAGCUUAACACAGACUCACAAAAAAUCAAGACCGUCUUAGAAAAGUAGAUGUAGAGGGCGCACAUACUUGUUUCAAAAAGAAUAGUGUAACUGGUUGCCUAUCUUGACUUUAAACAAAAGCCCAAAAUAGUGCUCAGCCUAAAAAUAAAAUCAAUGAAAAAAACCUUCGAAUUUCACUUCACUCCAAAAGUCCUAAGAUGCAACAUGGAGAAAAAAUGGUUGUGGUACGAUUGGAUAAACCCAAUUCCUCACACUCUUCCAGAGGUGGAUGGUAGCAAUUUUCACCAAAAGGAAUUAGCUCUCGCCGUCGAAAACAAUAACUCAACACACUUAAAACAUUUACUAGAAACAGGAGGUGGAAUCAGUUUAACCGAUGCAUGGAACAAAACUUUAAUACAUUUUGCCGUUGAUAGAAACAGGUUAGAAGCCCUUGAAGUAUUACUAAAUGCAGAUGGCGCACCGAUCGAUGCGGAGGACGGUCCUGGAGGAACUGCUCUCUUCAAUGCUUUCAAGGACCAUAAUGAGCCUGCAGCGAUAAAGUUAAUACAGAAGGGUGCAAAUAUUAACCUGACCGACCGUAAUGGAGACACACCUUUACUUCAUGCAGUUUCGUAUAACUGCUUACGAGCUUGUCAGCUUUUGCUCGCAAUGGGUGUUGAUCCAAACGUUGCAAAUUAUAGGGGGAGCACUCCUUUAAUGAAGGCUUGUGGCAGCGAGUGUAUAGAGAGUCUUUGCAUGCUUUUGUGUUAUGGUGCUGAUGCAACCCUAGCCACAACAACGCCACGCUGUGCAUCGUUGUGUUUCGCAGCGUUGGAAGUACAAGAAAUUUUGUUAGACUAUAUCUUUGAUGACUACAAAGCUCCUGUACGUCUGCCGAUUUUGAUAGAAGCUGUAGUUUUUGAUGAUCCGUGUGUCGACAUCUUAUUUGAAAAGGUUUCAGAAGUUUUGUAUACGGACCGAGAGCUUAGAGAAUUACUCCCUUACAUUCUUCCCAUGAACCCUCACUACUUGAAAUUGUUUAUGGAACUAUUUGAAGAUGCCUUGAGGGAUAUAAUUUUGGGUCGCGAUUUUCUUGGUGCAUUUCGUUCCUGCUUGGAAGAUUCAGUUACUUCGGCGCAGGAAACUUCUCGAGCAAUUGAGAAUAUGACUUUUCUGGUCAACAGUCAUCUGUCUGCUUGUAUAGUACGAAGCAUCAAUAAACGAAACCGGUCUGGGUUCCAUAAAUUUAGAAUCGGCAGUUUUUUUGAAAAUAUGGGUACCUUGAACGACAAUCAGAUGCAAAGAGUAAUGAGCAUAAUAUCACACCUCUUGACGCAAGGUGUCCGGAUUGACCAUUUUGAUGCGGGGAUUGUCUAUAUGAAGUACGGUUUUUGUUCAUUGUUUAAACAGAUGAUGUUAAUGGACAUUAGUCAAACAUCUAUGCCCCCAAAGCGCAAACUCCUUAUGCCGCAGCUUAUAUAUGAUGUUCAAUUAACGAUAGAGAAAUUUUUUUUGAACAGCGACCAAUACGUUUCUGAUUCUUUGGAUAUGGUGCUGGAACAUUUCUCCCAUCAUCGACUGAAGGAAUUUCUUUUGCACGUGAACGAUAAGUUGGAAAGGAAGGGGAAAGAAUUACCUGAAGUGCCUCUGUUGAUUGAGUUAGCGAGAAAUGAAACCCGGAAGCACCUGACGGAAUUUUAUAAUAUCAAAAAUUAUAGACAGUUGAAGUGCGUUUUGGAAAUGUUGGAACUACCUGAAACGCUGAGCAAAAUUCUCACCUACGAAAAGAAACUGUAUAAAUAAAAAUAAUGUUAGAUU
Molecule: messenger RNA, 1883 nt
Organism: Zophobas morio
Lineage: Eukaryota; Metazoa; Arthropoda; Insecta; Coleoptera; Tenebrionidae
Exons: 3
Coding region: 240-1868 (542 amino acids)
Cellular component (GO): nucleus; cytoplasm
Molecular function (GO): protein binding
Source: RefSeq, a predicted model, not a curated record